Molecule: messenger RNA, 2087 nt
Organism: Eleginops maclovinus (Patagonian blennie)
Lineage: Eukaryota; Metazoa; Chordata; Actinopteri; Perciformes; Eleginopidae
Exons: 3
Coding region: 100-1443 (447 amino acids)
Source: RefSeq, a predicted model, not a curated record
GAUGUCAUAUAUGCUGGUCACGUGACGAGAUACGACAGGGGCAGCCAUUUUGGCAGUCAUCGCGGCAGUAAAUUGACAGGCACUGGCAGACUGUCAAGGAUGGUGGAUAACUGCUGUGCACCAGGUUGCACAAAUAGGCGUGGGAAAAAGAAAGGUGUAUCGUAUUAUCGCAUUCCUAAAGACGCGGAGAGGAGGGAGAAGUGGAUUGGAGCGAUUAAAAGAGCCAGGAGCCUUCAGAAAAAGACUGAAAGAUGGGACCCCCCGGCCGUUGGCUUUCGCUUAUGCAGUGAUCACUUCAUAUCAGGGAGAAAGAGUGAUAAUCCGUUGAGUCCGGAUUUUAUCCCCUCAAUUUUCGAUUACCUUCCAUCUCCAGAGAAGAGGAGACAUAAAACGAGACUGGAGGUUUUUAACAGAAGGCAGAAGGCUAAACUGCACAAAGUAGAGCAGGCAAAGAUAUCUGCAGAAGCCAUCCGUCAAAGGACAUCAACUGAUGCAGCCCCAGAAGACCAUAUCACAGAGCCUUUGAAGGAGCCCCCCAUCACAGAUCCGUUGGAAGACUCAGCCGAUGAUCCUGUCCAGCCUGAACCAGUAACACCACCAUGCACCUCUGAAACCUGCUGUACCCGCAUCCAGAGUCUUGAGCAAGAAUGCCAAGCUCUAAGGGCUGAAAAUGUGUUGUUAAGGGAAAAGAUUAAUAGGAAGACCCUGACAGAGAUUAGUUUAAAUAACAAUGAUAAAAAGGUGAAUGUCCUCACUGGGCUGGCAACCUAUGCAUGUCUCAUGACCAUUUUUCAAUAUCUGGCUCCAUUUCUCAAAGUUAAAUCAUCAAUAACAUGUUUUCAACAAUACAUGUUGACUUUGAUGAAGCUUCGAAUGAACUUAACAUUUGACUUUUUGGGUUUUUAUUUUGGCAUCGACCCAACUACUGUCUCCAGGCACUUCAAAAACUGUGUUAAUUUGAUGUAUUGUAGACUGGUGCCAAGCCUAGUGGUGUGGCCUGAAAGAGAAUCUUUAAGAACAUCUCUUCCAUAUGUAUUUAGAAAUGGUGACUACGAGAAGACUGUUUGUAUCAUUGAUUGCUUUGAAAUAUUUCUAGAGAAACCAAGUAGAUUGCGACCCAGUGCGCAGUGUUACUCAAGAUACAAAUCACAUCACACCAUGAAAUAUUUAAUUGCCAUUUGCCCUCAAGGUUCAAUUUGUUUCAUUUCUACUGGAUGGGGAGGUCGCACCAGUGAUAAGUUCAUUACAGAACACAGUACUUUUUUACCUAAUAUUCUCCCAGGGGAUGUUGUUUUGGCAGACAGGGGGUUUCUGGUGAAAGAGUCUGUUGAAAGGUGUCAGGCUGAAUUAAAAAUUCCAGCAUUUACUCGUGGAAAGCACUGUGCAGUUGCAGUGGGCUCCCAGCACAACACCGUCGUUCCUCACCACCACCCAUGGCUUUAGUUGACUUUCAUUAAGCCUUUGGGAGUGAUUAACCUAUAUGAAAUUCCAAAACAGAUAAAUAAAGGUAAAAAACGCCAGCCACUUUGGUUGAGUACGAUCAAAAAUACAAACUAGCAAGUUACAGAUGCACUGCAGUAGCUAUCCAAGCUAAAAAACAUGCUAACGUGACACUUCCGUAGCUAGCCAAGCUAAUAAACAAACAAUGCUAACGUGACACUGCCUAUCAAACUGGAAUAAUUUAAUACUUACCCUUGCAGUGAUGAUGCCGAAGUUUUUGGAUGUAAGACUCCACAGUUGAAUGUUGUUUACGAAGCCGGACUGACACCAUUUGUAAGCCUCCAAGCUUUUGUACGCUCUGAGGGAGUCUCCUGAGUACACUGAUGGAAAGCUUACAAGAUAGCUGUGGAUGUCUGCGUAGCGCAAGUCGGGUACAUCGUCUUCAGAGCAGGAGGUUAUGCUCUUGAAAAGCACACCGGGUGAAUUAUAUGGGUCGCUUAUAUUUAAUCUCUCUAAUUUUGUACUAUAAAGCCGAAUUUCACUUGAAUUAAAAUGAGAAGUAUACUCGCUCGGUAAGAAAACACUGGCACCGGUGGUCAUGUUGACUGCCAAAAUGGUGGCUCCCAACCAAAAGUCACGUGACCGCA